GCUGAAGACGUUCCUGUUCUUUGCAGGCUGCUGGUCUGUGGUUGCUGCUUUCCGCAAGAUGUCCUCCGUAGAUUCUGAGCGUCGUUCCCUACAACCUUCACCUUCCCAACGAGUAUCCUCACCGCCCUCCUCACCUAUGAGAUCACCUCAUAGAUCGGCCAGUGGUCGCGCCGGGUUGAGCGCCGCUCAGUUGGAGGCGGAAGGAGAUGCUGCUAACGGGGAUAAGCCAAGGCCACCAUCAAAAAAGCCGAAAGCAAACCACUGGGCUAGAGACGUGAGCGCGUACGACAUCCUUGAGCCGAUCGGAGAGGGCACCUACGGCAAGGUAUGGAAAGCGAAAGAGCCGGGCUGCGACAUCGUCGUCGCAUUGAAGAUGAUUAAGGCUACCGAUAAAGAAGGCAACUCUUGCGAUGGCGGAUUUCCCAUUACUUCCAUCCGGGAAAUACGUAUUUUGCGAACCCUCACGCAUGACAACAUCGUGGAACUUCUGGAGGUGGUCACGGAUUCGCACGGCAAAGUUGAAGAUGGCAAGCAAGGUGACGUCUACAUGGCGUUUGAGUAUUUGGAGUACGACCUAUGGGCUCUCGCAAAUAGCUCCCAGGUAAAACUCACCGCCACUCACAUCAAGACCUACAUGAAGCAGAUGCUGGACGCCAUCGCCUACAUGCACACUAACAAGGUUAUGCAUCGGGACCUCAAACUGGCCAACAUGCUCAUCGGUGCAGAUGGCAUUCUCAAGGUUGGCGACUGGGGACUGGCCCGUUCGUUCCACGACAACCAGACGAAGCACACCCCCACCGUCAUUACCCUUUGGUACAGACCUCCGGAGGUUUUGCUACGCACCACCAGGUAUGGCCCUGCGGUGGAUAUGUGGUCUGUCGGGUGUAUCCUUGCCGAGCUCCUGUACGAGAGCCCGAUUCUACCAGGAACACAUGAGAAGGAGCAGCUGAACUUGAUAUAUUCGCUGUGUGGCACGCCGACGGAUGAGUCAUGGCCAGAUCGCACGGAGUUGCCGGAUUGGUCCCUAUAUGCCAAGGCUGCGGAAGAGCACAAACCAAGGUCUAUUCAAUCGAAAUUUAGAUUCGACCGAUUGGGUGUGGAUUUGGUGGACAAGCUUCUCACCCUCGAUCCUUCAAAGCGAUUAUCAGCGGCAGAGGCCUUAGACCACCCUUACUUCUGGCAUGAUCCUCGCGUGGUCCAGCCAUCAGAGCUAUCAAAGUUCGCCAUACACUCGUGUCACGAAUUUGAGGUCAAGAAGGUGAAGGAGAAGGAGCGACUAAGGCGGAAAGAGGCGGAGGCAAAAGUCCAAGAGGUCAGGGCAGCGGCAGCCAAUCGACCCUCGGAAGCUGAUGCAAAGCCUAGCGACAGGUGGUGACAGCGCUCCAUGUGCUUGCUUACUUACUCUCGGGGACGAAGCUGACGCCGUCGACGGAAGCCGACUCGAGAGACAACGCGGCUGUUGCUGGCUGCUUCAAAAGCAGCUGGACCCGGGGUGUAUGGACAAUGAGAGGAACUGUGAAUUACACGGGAGUGGCAACGACUUGUAGAGGGACGGUUUGCUCUGGUGAAUCCCUGCUGUCAGUGAAGAAGACAGACACAUCGCAGCACGCGAGCGUGACCCAGUUCAAGACCGAGAUCGGGGUAGUUGUAACAAGAAUAAGGACAGGAGAGCGAGCGAUAGAUAGGCUUCUCACGUUUUUCCGUCCAUCCACCAUCUAUCCACACGUAGAAAAUAGACCUGUUACUCCUCACUCAGUUUUUUUGACAGACUGGCCUCUACCCAAGCCAGUUGCGUUCAAAUCAGAUGCAUUCUCUCACACGGUGCAUCUUUGUCC
Messenger RNA from Ectocarpus sp. CCAP 1310/34, 1835 nucleotides. The record is from the annotation of a GenBank genome assembly. NCBI's taxonomy places the organism in Eukaryota, Phaeophyceae, Ectocarpales, Ectocarpaceae.